UAUUAGUGUUUCUACAUUCCAAGAUGGCGGACCCGACAGCGUCGCCAGAGGAUCACUGGAAACAGACAGACGGCGCUUUCAGCGACAGCGGCUUCGACCCUAGUUUAUUUGCUGAUACUGGCAGAAAGGGUUCAGUUGUGUCCAGGGCCAACAGCAUCGGCUCAACAAGUGCCUCUUCAGUACCAAAUACAGAUGAUGAAGACAGCGACUACAGACACGAGACGUCGUAUAAGGAGUCGUAUAGCGAUCGACGGAGACAAGCGCACACACAAGCUGAGCAGAAGCGUAGAGAUGCUAUAAAGAAAGGCUACGAGGACCUCCAGUCCAUAGUCCCAACCUGCCAGCAGCAGUCUGAUUUUGCAGUGGGAGCACAGAAGAUCAGCAAGGCCACCGUGCUACAGAAAACAAUCGACUACAUCCAUUUUCUUCACAAAGAAAAGAAGAAGCAAGAGGAGGAAGUUUCUCUUCUAAGAAAAGAAGUGAUGGCGCUGAAAAUCAUGAAAACGAACUAUGAGCACAUAGUGAAGGCCCACCAGAACAACCCGCAGCAGGGAGAGGAUCAGGUGUCGGACCAGGUCAAGUUCAACAUCUUCCAGAGCAUCAUGGACUCUCUGUUCGAAUCGUUCAGCAACUCCGUUUCAGUAAACAGCUUUCAGGAACUGUCCGCCUGCGUUUUCAGCUGGAUUGAGGAGCACUGCAAGCCACAGACGCUGAGGGAGUUCGUUGUCGGAGUGCUCAAUGGUCAGCUUUAUUGAUUGAGUGAAACCUCUGGACUUGACUCCCAUAAAUUGACUUUGGGUUUUACUCUGGCCUCUCAGGGUGAAGUCUAAAAAACUUCAAUCAGCCUCAGGCCACAUCACAGUAUUCACACUCACUUAGGAUCAUCAGUGACUCCCUGGCUGCAAUCGGAUUACCUCAACCUCACACUCUGGGCAGAGAUGGAUUGAGAAGUGCCAUGUUUAUUAAAAGGAUUACUCUCUGAUUGUAAGUGUGCACACAUACAGAUAAUCGAGCAUAUUUCAGGUUCUGCUGACUGUUCAUAUCUCUUCAUAUUGUUCUGCUGAGGAUUACAGGGGAAACACAAGAGCUUAAUACGUUUGUAAAUGAAUGUUAAUGUUAAAUGUGUCCGUUAGGAGUUCCACAAUCUGAAGUAACUGUAGCUGCCUUUAAAUAAAUCUUCUUACAGAUUGAGUUUAUUGAUCGUAUUGCUUCUGAAAUCAACCUAAUUGAAAUAGAGAGACGGGUGAUGAACACACACCCCGCCCUCUGUUACAUAACGCAUGCACAUGCUGCCUAAUUCUGAUCCAAAGGGCUCCUAUCAGCUUCAGUGCACAAACAUUGUGAGUCAGCCAUACCACUCCGUAACCGUAGCAGACACUGUUAAAUACUGUACCACUGCAGGGUAACUGUCCUUUCUCCUAACUGUGUCAUCAGGAAAUAUGCUUUAUGGCGUCUCAGCAUUUUUACUCCUGAGGUUUAAAAACAAGCUAUUCCACCUUUUUAUGGUGACAAAACUUGAGAUUUCUAAUUGGCACAGAUCAUUGUCUAUAUAUGUAUGUAUGUUUUUUGCAGUUUACUUUUCAAUAAGCAUUUUCUUGAAUUAAAUUAUGUAAAUUAAAAUCUAUUGAAUGUGAGUGGUUUUCAUGCCACCAUGACUGAUGCUAUUUAAUUUGGUCGUCAGUGACUUUUAUGAUCAAUAAUCCCAAGCAGUGAAAUAAUAAGAACCACUUGUUAAUUUUUAACACCAGCAGGUAGAAAAUGCUCCGACUGAACUGAUCCUUUUUCUAAACAGAAUCACUGCAGCCUCCACCAGUCGCAGGUUCCCGCUGAGAGAUUUACAGUAAUGAAUGAUGAAUUGAAAAAUAAUCAACUUUGAUUUUUAAACAAAAGCUAAUUAUUGUUCCAGUACCUGAAUAAAUCAAAUCUGUCACACACAUGGAUUAUCUGUUCGAUAUGAAAGAGCCACUUUACUGUUCUUGCUUUAAUCAAAGGGAUAUGAUCAUUUUUUACCCUUUGUUGUUGCUUCAUUAUCUUUUGAAAGUUGUUUUAUUAAAGCCAUCUACUGUAUAUCACCAUCCAAAGAGCAACGUCAACCUAUUUAUAGAAAUG
Anoplopoma fimbria (sablefish) is the source of this 2109-nucleotide messenger RNA. It is a transcript of the gene mlx, whose product is annotated as MAX dimerization protein MLX. NCBI's taxonomy places the organism in Eukaryota, Metazoa, Chordata, Actinopteri, Perciformes, Anoplopomatidae. Gene Ontology annotation, biological process: regulation of transcription by RNA polymerase II. Bases 24 to 755 code for a protein of 243 amino acids. The record is from RefSeq and is a predicted model, not a curated record. Gene Ontology annotation, molecular function: DNA-binding transcription factor activity, RNA polymerase II-specific; protein dimerization activity; RNA polymerase II cis-regulatory region sequence-specific DNA binding. The transcript has 8 exons. Gene Ontology annotation, cellular component: nucleus.